Oncorhynchus mykiss (rainbow trout) is the source of this 1543-nucleotide messenger RNA. It is a transcript of the gene en2a, whose product is annotated as engrailed homeobox 2a. Lineage: Eukaryota; Metazoa; Chordata; Actinopteri; Salmoniformes; Salmonidae. Gene Ontology annotation, biological process: multicellular organism development; regulation of transcription by RNA polymerase II; neuron differentiation. Gene Ontology annotation, cellular component: nucleus. The record is from RefSeq and is a predicted model, not a curated record. Gene Ontology annotation, molecular function: RNA polymerase II cis-regulatory region sequence-specific DNA binding; DNA-binding transcription factor activity, RNA polymerase II-specific.
GAAUGUGUUUCAGGAUCAGUUAGAAGCCUCUUUAUUUACCCUUAGUUUAGUCAUUGAAGCACUUGUAUUGGAUAGACUGAAAACGGAUAGUACCAAGUUGGAUGGCCAAAUGACAAAUGGUGUCUAUCCAGUGCAACAAUAUAGGAUAGCCAAGUUUGGGAAUAUAUGACCAAAACGAUGUUUUUGUCUGUGGGCACUAUCGCAAAGGGUUGCAUGGUGUCCUGCACACUCAACAAGAUUUGAGUUUAUUUUUUAAACCUUUAUUCAAACAUUUAAAAAGCUACGCGUGACAUAGAAGUGGAUUGCGCUAAUUUCGGUGCGGGAGAGCAAUAAAGGGGUUAAAGAAAGAACAUUGGAAAGUGUAUCAGUAUGGAAGAAAAUGAUCAUAGCAACAGAGAUGAGGAACGUCAAGUGUCGGCGGAUGAGUCAAACAGAGCGAUACUUCCCCUAUUACAAGCGCCGGGAAACAUUCAGCAGAUCCCGCAUCGAGUCACCAAUUUCUUCAUCGAUAAUAUCUUACGGCCGGACUUUGGGCGGAAAAAAGAAGGCAACACAGAGCAAGAAGAAAAUAGUCACGUUACCAGAGAGCACCAUAGCCCGGCUGUUCCAAGAACGGAGCAAGUGGGGAGUACUGUGCCAACGGAAGGAACUUCCACUCCUCAUCCAGGCGGCGUGGCCAAUAAGGCUGAAAUAGUGACCGAAGAGCCCCUGAAACCCCGCGGAGAGAAUGGAGAUCAGUGCCUAAGCUCGGACUCGGAUAGUUCUCAAGCCAGCUCAAAUGUACCAUCCAAACAGCCUAUGCUCUGGCCAGCUUGGGUGUACUGCACCAGAUACUCAGACAGGCCAUCAUCAGGACCGAGAUCUCGAAAACCAAAGAAGAAAACCGCCAGCAAAGAGGACAAGCGACCAAGGACGGCCUUCACAGCUGAACAGCUUCAAAGACUAAAAACCGAGUUUCAAACGAACCGGUAUUUGACCGAACAGAGGCGACAGGCCUUGGCCCAAGAACUCGGUCUUAACGAAUCUCAAAUCAAAAUCUGGUUCCAGAACAAAAGGGCAAAAAUCAAGAAGGCCACGGGCGCAAAAAACACCCUAGCCCUGCACCUGAUGGCACAGGGACUGUACAAUCAUGCUACGACGUCAAAAGAUGACAAAUCAGACAGCGAUUGAUUUCGAGAUACAGAUAACAAUGCAAUAAUUUCACCGAAUAAAGGGCCAGUGUAUAGAAUAUACCAGCAUAAAUUGAUCAAUAUAUAUAGAUAUUUCUGCAAUAUCAUGUCUAUGAAAAUAUGUUGUAAAAAAUGUAUGUUUUCAAUCUCUUGUAACGUGUGUCGUUUUUCUUCCAGGAAAAGUACAAAUGCUUCUUAUACGCUUCAUUUUAUAUUGCUAUUCAUUUUCGAUUUUUACAUUAUAGCGCUUUAAACUGGCACUUGACGUUGAGAUCUGUCAGUGAAGUGAAAAACAACCUGCUUAAGUCCAAAGAAUAUUUUCUGCUGCAUCCAGGCAACUGUGAAUCUUAAUAAAUUUGCUGACAAGAUAUUUU